AUGGCGGCUGCCCGCCAUGGUAGCCCUAGCCUCGACAAAAAACUAUCCUACCACCCUGCCCCAGAAAACAACGGCCUGGGCAUCGCCGUCCUCGUCAUCCCUGGCGGCGGCUACUCGCACGUCUCCCCCCAAGAAGCCAGCAACUCAACCACCUACCUCAACGACCGCGGCUACGACGCCUGGGUCCUCAACUACACCGUCACAGACACCGCGCCUAUACCCCUCUACCCAGCUCCCCAGGAAGAAGCCCUCGCCGCAGCGCACUACAUCCGCGCCCAGGAUAAAGUCAAGGUGAACAAACUCGGUAUCUGGGGCUACUCCGCCGGCGGACAUCUCGCGGCUGUAACAGUAACGAACCCGAACGCGGGUCUCGAUUUCGGUAUCCUUGCUUACCCUGUUAUAUCCAUGGACUUGGCGAUAACGCAUAACGGGUCGCGGGCGAAUUUACUCGGUGAUAACCCGCCAGCUGCGUUGGUUGAGAAGAUGUCCGCCGAGAAGAGAGUGACACCGGAAACGCCUCCGAUCUUUGUGUAUCAUUCGGUUAAUGAUGCGACGGUUCCUGUGGAGAAUACGCUGAGGUUUAUUGGGGCCCUCGCGGCGAAGGAGAGGCCGUUUCAGACGCUGAUUAUCCCCGAUGGAGACCAUGGGAUUGGCCUUGCGAUGGAUGAUCCGCAGAGGAACUGGGCGCCGGAAUUGGAUCGCUUUAUGGCGUAUUCAAUCUGA
Messenger RNA from Aspergillus versicolor CBS 583.65, 723 nucleotides. Its product is annotated as alpha/beta hydrolase. The record is from RefSeq and is a predicted model, not a curated record. NCBI's taxonomy places the organism in Eukaryota, Fungi, Ascomycota, Eurotiomycetes, Eurotiales, Aspergillaceae. The coding region runs from base 1 to 723 and encodes 240 amino acids. Gene Ontology annotation, molecular function: serine-type peptidase activity. Gene Ontology annotation, biological process: proteolysis. The transcript has 2 exons.